ACCCUGACUGACCCUGAGAAAAGAGGGGGAAGAAUAGGAGCCAGGCGGAGAAGUCUGCAUCGGGGACGAGCCGCGACCGGGGUGAUCGUCGUGUCCGCCGGCCUGCCGCCGUCGACCCCGCGGCACCCAUGAGGCCGACAGCGAGGCGGAAAGGGGCCGCGGACGGCCACGAGCAUGUGCCGGUGCUGGCAAGUGGCCUUGGCCUGGACGCGGUCGUGCGUGGUUGACCUCGGCCCGAGCCAGGACGUCUCGGCCAGUGGGAAGCAGUCGUUUUAUGGGGCCAUCGUCGCCCUUCCCCUGGGUGGCGACCGCGGCACUAUCAUGUCGGCUUUGGGCUCGGACUCGUGGUGGCGGAAGACGCUUUAUCUGACCGGAGGAGCUCUCCUAGCCGCCGCUGCCUAUUUGCUGCACGAAUUGUUGGCCAUCAGAAAAGAAGAAGAGUUGGACUCUACAGACGCCAUCAUUCUGCAUCAAUUCUCCCGGCCCAAAAGCGGAGCCCCAUCCCUGUCCCCCUUCUGCCUUAAGACGGAGACCUACCUCCGCAUGGUGGACCUGCCUUACCAGAACUACUUUGACGGGAAGCUGUCACCACUGGGCAAGAUGCCGUGGAUUGAAUACAACCACGAGCACGCGUGCGGCUCCGACUUUAUCAUUGACUUCCUGGAGGAGCGACUAGGCGUGAGCCUCAACAAGAGCCUGACGCCGCAAGAGAAGGCCGUUUCCCGCGCCGUCUCCAAAAUGGUAGAGGAGCAUUUCUACUGGACCAUCACAUACUGCCAGUGGGUGGACAAUCUCGAGGAGACGCAAAAGAUGUUGUCCGUGAGCGGGCCACUGAGCGAGCUGCUCAAAUGGAUCCUGAGUCACGUGACCGGCGGCAUCGUCAAGCGGGAGAUGUACGGCCACGGGAUGGGACGCUUCUCCAAGGACCAAGUCUACGCCAUGAUGGAGAAGGACAUGCGCACACUGGCCAUCCUGCUAGGCAAUAAGAAAUACCUGAUGGGCUCCAAGAUCUCAACUGUAGAUGCCACGGUGUUUGGCCACUUGGCCCCUGCCAUGUGGACUCUACCUGGAACACGACCGGAGCAGCUCAUCAAAGGCGAGCUGAUCAACCUGGCCAUGUACUGCGAGCGAAUUCGCCGCCGUUUCUGGCCCGAGUGGUUCGUGGACUUGGAGGACUUUCGCUACGACGACGUGUCCAAGAGCGGCAUGUCGGCCUCCGAGCUCCCUGACCUGGGCCUCUACUCUCACACGGACACCUUCCCGGAUGACACACGCUCGCACUCCGCCCCCGGCGCGCGCACGCCGCCCAUGUCGCCCGGCAGCGAUCCGACGGGCUUCUCGCUGUACGACUCGGACAUGGACACGGAGUGCUCCGAACUGGAGCCGCUCAAGUGUUGACCAAAGUUGAAAAAUAGCUCAAAUAUGAGGAUUAACGUCACCGCCUGGUCGUGCAAUGCAGCUACUUAUGUGAGUGUGAAACAUUACUGUUACCAUGGCAACCAUCACAACCUUCCCUUAUGAGCUAAUAGCGCCACCUAGCCUUGUGCAGGCAGGACUUUAAACUACACGAGUCAUAUGGACAACGCUCAUAAGUGUAAAUACAUGCAAAAUAGACAUAUAUGUAUAUAUUAGGGCUGCAACUCUAGAUUAUACUCAUAAUCAAUUAAUCUGUCAAUUAUUUUGUAUAUGAAUCUGAUAAAAAAAGAACUGUUAAAUUCAAUCCCAAUAUAAUAUUUUUUAUUUCAAUUUGACAAAGCAAAAACUAAUUAAAAUUCCAUUAGUGAAUCAUAAUCAUAUAAAUUUACUGCACUGUCAAUUUUAAAUAUUUUUUUGAAUAAAGGUUAACAACAUUAACAAUAUUUUUCAUGGAUUGACAAAUUAAUUUAUAUUAAAAUAAUGAUUAGUUGCUGUCCUAAUGUGAAGUAUAGCUAGCCUGCAAAUAUUGAAUAUUUGACCUCCUCAGAAUGAUGUAAAUACUUUUCCCUUUAACUAAGUCAGACAUUCUAGCCCCUUUCUGUCACGCUUUUGUUAAAGUUCACUUUUUUUUUCAGUUCACUUUUUUUUCUCUCCCUUUCCUGUUAUGGUAAUAUUCUUUCAUCCUAGGGAUAUUUUGCAAUUUGAUUCAAAUUGGGAUUGUCUGUCCUUGGCGGAGGACUUUGCCACACAGGAGUGAUGUCCUUUAGUUUUAAGUUACACAAGUAGAUAAAAAAACAAAUUACUCAAACUGUCAUAUCGACGACUCGUGACUCGCAAAGCUACAAAAAUCUGUGCGGCCACGUCGUUACGUGCAUUUGUCAUUCAGCAGAUGUACAUGCAGAGAGUUGUGAGAAUAUGGCGAUAAGGUGUAAAAAAAUGUUUUUUCCCAACUUGAAUUGAUUGCCACAGUUCUCAGUCUUUGCACGUGCUUUCCGAGGUCAUCGCGUUCAAUCAUUAAUACAAAUAUCUAAAUUCACAUUACAGGGUUUGUAAAACAAACCGUUAAUGUGGGUAUAUUUAAGUUGACUUAAUUUUUAUAUUCUCGGCUUUCAUCAUCUUUAUUCACAUUUGGCCUUGUGUGGAGAUUUUUUUUUAAUUUAUAUUAUAUUUUUGUAUUUAUGUAUGACUAUAGCAUUGUAAAUAAAAAAA
Molecule: messenger RNA, 2625 nt
Organism: Syngnathus acus (greater pipefish)
Lineage: Eukaryota; Metazoa; Chordata; Actinopteri; Syngnathiformes; Syngnathidae
Gene: faxca
Product: failed axon connections homolog, metaxin like GST domain containing a
Exons: 6
Coding region: 175-1398 (407 amino acids)
Cellular component (GO): cytoplasm
Source: RefSeq, a predicted model, not a curated record